AUGAGACAUAUUCGUUGGACAGACUCAUCGUGGCGAAGUGAUCAAGUCGGUGCUAUGCAGUACUUCAGUUGGGAAAAUGUUUCGUGUUCCAUAUCGAAUAUAAAAUCUUCAUGUACUCAAGGAUCUAUACCUGUGUUUGCUGUUAAUGCAACAUGGCCUGAGCAUAUUCGAGCAACAAUACAAUUUGCUUCGACAAACAAUCUUCGUUUAGUCAUAAAAGCAACAGGACAUGACUUAUUAGGUCGAUCAACGGCAUUCGGAUCUCUACUUUUGUGGCUUCAUUACAUGAAAAAUAUGACUCUAAUUCCACAAUAUUCAUCAGUGAUGGUACUACAAUAUCGAAUGUUGUUUCUCUCACUGCUGUAUUAUUUUUAUGUACUUAAUGAAAUAGACCCGACUAGUUACAAUGGUAUCGUCGGCUCUCGCCUCAUUCCUGAAACAAUCGUUCGCAAUCAAACAGAUACUCUUGCUCAAGCAUUUCUUCAAAUGAAACGUCAAAGUUUGUCUUUUUCACAACUUACAAUAAGUAUGGUCAGUGGUGGCCAAGCGUCGAACACAUCUAAUAAAUACAAUAGUGUGAAUCCAGCAUGGCAUACUGCUCUUCUUCAUGUGUUCUAUGCUAAAGGUUGGCCCGAUGAUGCAUCCGUCGAACUUCAACAAGCAAGUGCUGUUCAAAUCUCUCGUCAGAUACAAAUGUUAGAUACCUUAGCCAAUGGUGAUCAGCUUGCUUGCUAUAUGAACGAAGCCGAUCCAAAUGAACCAAAUUGGCAACAUAGAUUUUUCGGUUCACAAACCUUGUAUAAUCGACUGAAAAGUGUCAAACAAAAAUAUGAUCCAUCGGGUUUAUUCGUAGAUAACGGUUAUCAUGGUGACCCUUACGAUGCAAAAUCUACUAGAUCACCGUUCCCAGACGGUACAACGGGUUCCGGAUUCCAAUUAGUGUAG
Didymodactylos carnosus is the source of this 945-nucleotide messenger RNA. Lineage: Eukaryota; Metazoa; Rotifera; Eurotatoria; Philodinida; Philodinidae. The record is from the annotation of a GenBank genome assembly.